GCUGUAAUCCCCAGAAGAUUUCCGAUCGGAGCUCCGACCUCGGCAAUCAAUCGGAACGUGGAGGGGCCUUGUAACAGCUAUAAGAGGCUGCUGAUGGCAGACGGUCGAGUUAAUCCCCAGGCCAUCCAACAUCCACCUCAUCUGAUACUCAAUCCACUCCAUCUCCCUCCUCAGAAACGAAGCAUAUAUAAAACUAUCUAAAUAGAAUUAAAAAUAGAUAAGAUGUCUCCUCCUGUAGCCACCGAGUCCAUGUACAAACCUACUACCAUCGGCACUGAAGCCCAUGACCAAGCUUUGGCUGCCAUGAAAUCCAACCAGGCUGCCCCAGCCAAGCCAGUCUUCAAGCCGGAACCGGCCGUGAACUUGGAGCCUAUCAAGUUCGCUCCUAUCAAGGAGCACCAAGUCCAACGCGCUAUGGUCCGCCGUUACUUCCAAGACAUGGAAGAGCGUGCUAUCUCUGACGUGAUCAUUGUCGGAGCCGGUUCGGCGGGAUUGUCGUGCGCCUAUGCGCUCGGCAAGGCCCGCCCGGAUCUCAAGAUCACCAUCCUCGAGAGCAAUGUUGCUCCUGGCGGUGGCUGUUGGUUGGGUGGCCAAUUGAUGAGUGCCAUGGUGUGCCGAAAGCCUGCCGACAAAUUCUUGGAUGAAGUGGGUGUACCCUACGAGGAUGAAGGUAACUUCGUCGUCGUCAAGCACGCUGCGUUGUUUACCUCGACCGUCUUAUCCAAGGUAUUGGCGAUGCCCAACGUCAAGAUGUUUAAUGCCACCGCAUGCGAGGACUUGAUCAUCAAGCCUUGCCCAAUCAACCCGGGCGUCCAACGAGUUGCUGGUUGUGUCACCAACUGGACCUUAGUCUCCCUUAACCAUGAUCACCAAUCAUGCAUGGACCCAUCGACCAUCACUGCCCCACUUGUCUGCUCUUUCGCCGGACACGACGGUCCAUUUGGUGCGUUCUGCGUCAAGCGUAUUGCCUCUGCUGGCUUGAGCGAGGGCCUUGGAGACAUGCGUCCCCUCGACAUGGAGCGUGCUGAGGACCACAUCGCCAACAAGACUCGUGAAAUCGUUCCCGGAUUGAUCGUCGGUGGAAUGGAAUUGAGCGAGUUUGACGGAAGUGCUCGAAUGGGACCUACCUUCGGCGCCAUGUUACUCUCUGGUAAGAGAGCUGCCGAAGUGGCGCUUCAAUCUCUUGGUCGCGUCAAAGUCGAAGAAGGUGAAGUUGUUGGCUCGGCCAAGUGAAAGUAACUUCUACGAGACGAGGAAGUCCUGAGCUUUCAGGGCUAGACUGUAGCCCUCUUUUGAGAGAUGAUGAUGAUGAUGAUGAUGUCCAUGUGUGUGAAGUGUAUGACUAUCACCUCGUUAUAACGAAGGUUCAUGUUUAUCAGCAAGAAAGCUACAAAAAAAAACCCCAAAAAAAUCUCCCAAAUUGUUUACACCUUUCAAAAUACAUAGCAAUUUAAACAACCAGCAGCAGAUGAUUGCUUAUCAUG
This is a messenger RNA of Puccinia graminis f. sp. tritici CRL 75-36-700-3, 1484 nucleotides long. RefSeq names its product thiazole biosynthetic enzyme, mitochondrial. The coding region runs from base 223 to 1233 and encodes 336 amino acids. The record is from RefSeq and is a predicted model, not a curated record. The transcript has 8 exons. Gene Ontology annotation, biological process: thiamine biosynthetic process. NCBI's taxonomy places the organism in Eukaryota, Fungi, Basidiomycota, Pucciniomycetes, Pucciniales, Pucciniaceae.